CCACGUCGACGUCUCUGCGAGAUCGCGUGUUGUGCAUCGCAUUCGCACCACCGCCACCACCACCGCCACCACCACCGCCACCACCACCACCACCGUCGCCACCGCCGCUGAUAUUAUCGACACCACCUUCGCCGUUAACGUUGCCAAACAGUCAUGCUGUUCGCGGGCGAAGCGAGAAAAUCGUGAGGGAGAUCGGCGUAGAGACGAUCUGGAACAGUCGAGAUGAACGCGAGCGAAUUGGCCGAUCGCGAAUUAACGGUUCAUCGAAUGUAAUUUCAGCCGGUAGCAUUCACGCGGUCAAACAAAACAGAGAAGAAAAGGGAGGGAGGGAGUGAGAGAGAGAGAGAGAGAGAGAGAGAGAGCUCGUUGAUUGAUCAAUCGGAGGGAACAAUAACUCGAAGCUGAUGGCAGCAACGGGAGAAGUGGAAAAUCGCAAGCGGACAUUUGUGCACUUCGUAGCAGAUUGACGAUAAUGCUCGAUUCGUGCUCGAACGCGCAUUACGCUGUACGUAGGAAAGUGUUUCCACAUCGUGCUUGUGAAUCCACCGUAUCACCGCGGGGUGCGACGUACACGAUCAGAAACCGCAAGGUCCCUACCACCAGUGGCACGUGUCACUGGCCGCACGUGUCACAUGACUCGCGCGAACAACCGCGAUUUCGCGAGUUCGUGCGAAAUCGCGCGCGUCGCGGCCGCUUUGAGAAAGACAGACUGAUUCGAGCGUGUCUUGCCGUCUACCAACUCGCAGCAACGCAACCUUAAGGUGUCUUCGUGAUCUGGGACUGUUGUUGGAGGAGGACACACUGAGGUGUUCUUUGCACUUGCGGAAGAUAAGAGCGCAAACUUCGCGGUGAGGAAAGAAGGGGAUCCAAACCUUUCUUUCCGCGCGACAUUGGUUCCCAGUACGUGUCAACUGUCCAAGCGUAAGCUUUGCGUAACAUACUUCGCGAAUGUUGAGCCAAGUACACGUUCACGCUGUGCGCCGCGCUUCGGAACGACGAGUCGCACUUGAACAAUACGCGCGCAAAAUAUUUCAUUCGCGGCAUCGCGUUGCCCCUUUGACAAUGUAAAACUUUCAUUGAAAGUAUACGCGGUUAUGAUUGCCCGCAUUGGAUCGACGAAGAUACUUCAAACGUACGGUAACUUUGUUCCCUUCCCUCCCUUCUCUUUUUUCUCUCUCUUUCUUUCUCACUCUCCACGUGGGCGAGAGCAAAGCAUCUCAAAGUUAUCGCGUAAUUUCCAGUUCAAAGAACUCAGAAGAAUUAUCACGUUUCCUCGGCGCUGAACCGGCAAACGACAACUUUUCCCUACCGGCUGUGCAUGCUCAGCUGAAACUGUAAAGUGUAUUUUAACGAAAUCACACAACGCGCACACCAGAUGAUAAACGGAUACACGCGAAUAACCAGGCUGUUCUGUCAUCAAAGAUAUGAGGGUCUUCCCGCUUAUAGUGAAAUGUGCCAAGUAUAUAUCUAUCUAUAGAGGACACUCUUUUCCUGACAUUGCUCGUGCACCCGAGAUAACUGUCAUUGACGACACUAAGUCGAAGAUAUUGAAAGUUGUAUAAAAUUAAUCCGAUAUAACUUGCUGUUAAUCUGGCAGCGCGAUAACUUUUAGUCAUACGUUCGAUCAGGCGGCCAGCGGAUGUCGUCACUUAGAGAACAUCAGCUGCCGUGGGUGAUAGUGUCGUAGUAUGUCUGUCAUUGAUGUAAUUUCAUGUGAUAACGUGAUUAGAGUAGAUCAUUAUUCUCUAUUAGAGCCCGGCCACGACAAAAACAAGAUCCCGAGCCCUCAACUUACUCGUGCCACGUUCUUCAUGACACACGUGAGCCGCAAACGCAUCUGUCGCGUGGACGAUAGUGACAACUCGAUCGAAGGGAAACAGCGGAGCUGCAAAACGCGCGAGGAAGAAAAAGUUCGUUAACCGUGCCCCCUAACGACUAGCCUUGCACGUGCGUUGCGAUCGCCACCCGGGGAUCACCCUGCGCGAAGAUGAAUUCCAGUCAUGAGUCAAACGACAAUCUCACGUCGGCGGAGAACGGGGACUACACGUGCGGCGCGAAACUCGAGUCUUUCCACAACAGCUACGCUCAGGUGCACGGCUGGGCGAGCCUGCAGGUGUGCAUAUUCGGCUCGAUCGCCAACGUGCUUAACAUUGCCGUGCUGACCCGCCGCGAGAUGCAUUCACCCACCAAUAUGAUCCUGACCGGGCUCGCGGUGGCCGACUUGCUCGUGAUGAUCGAGUAUAUACCGUACGCGAUCCACAUGUACCUCUACCAGCGUUCCCGCAGAGACACCUUCACCUACGGUUGGGGCGUCUUCGUGUUGUUCCACUCGAACUUCGGUCAAGUGUGCCACACAAUCUCGAUCUGCCUAACAGUGAUGUUGGCGAUCUGGCGAUACAUCGCGGUCGCGUAUCCGCAGAAGAGCCGCGAGUGGUGCAGCUACACCCGCACCGUGCUCACGAUCAUCGGCGCCUACAUGUUCUGUCCGAUACUGUGCGUGCCGCUGUACGUCACCACCGAGGUGAGACCGCACGUGGAGGUGUUGGACGAGCAAGGCAUGAGCGUGAACCUGACCAGGCUCAACGGCACUGUCUCGCUCGAGGGCGCGACCAACACCACGUUGUACUUCGUCAAGCUCACGGAGACCGCGAGAAUGCAUGCGGCGCUGAAGAAAAUGAACUUUUGGAUCUACAGUGUGGUAAUCAAGCUGAUACCUUGCUUGGCGCUCACCGUGCUUAGCUUCAAGCUGAUACGGGUGCUUGUGGAGGCGAAGAGACGCAGGAAAAAGCUCAUUCCGAAGAAUACUAAGAUCAAGAUGAGCAACGGCAAAGACGCCGCCUGCGAGAAGCCGUGCAAGAAGAGGCGGAAAGGCGCCGAUAAAGAGAAGCAGACUGACAGGACCACUAAGAUGCUACUCGCGGUGCUCGCAUUGUUCCUCAUCACGGAAUUCCCGCAGGGCAUACUGGGACUGCUCAGCGUUAUUCUGGGCACAAGUUUCUUUAAAACGUGCUACGUCAUGCUGGGAGACGUGAUAGAUAUCCUGACGCUCAUAAACUCGGCCAUCAAUUUCAUCCUGUACUGCGCCAUGAGUCGACAAUUCCGGACGACGUUCAACCAGCUGUUUUGUAACCGACUGUGGCAACUAAUCGGCAGAUGGAUGCCGGUGCCGCAUCAGCCGAUGGAGAAUAACGGAAACACCGGGACCAAUCACACGAUGACCCAGGUCACCCAGGUCUAGCGUCGAAGAAACCGACGAGCCCUUUGCUAUCCGCUCUCUUUACCGCCUCCGGCCAUUCGUUGGACGCCGGUUUCGCACGCGAACAACGAAGAAAAAGAGGUGAAAUUUGUUUACUCGCUACUGCCACCGUCUACUAAUUGCGUCAUUGCGAACUUUAUAACGUCCAGGCUGUGAUGGGCGUGUGUUCCCGACGAGGACGCUCGAGGGCACUUCAUGCUCUGAGUGCGUCACAAAUGUUUGCUUCAGUUGAUCGACUGUUUCCCCAGCAGUACUUUUAAUUUUGCACGCUACUUAUUAAACCUACCCACGAUCAAUCAACAACUGCGUAUGCAGGCAUCGUCGAACCCGAAAAUAUGCACAACGAUGUCGCAUUUGUCCACGAACGUGAUCCAUAUACUGAUGACAGAUGAUAGACACAUUUUCGCGAUAAGUAAACGUGAAUGAAAACGUCACAAAUUCUUGUCAUUGUCAGAUUCGCGAUUUUCACUCAAAAAAGAUAUAACCUUAUUCCUAAUGGAUAUUGUCCUAUGUAUGGCCUCAAGAGAUUUUUCCAAAGUCAAAAGGAAAAUGUUCUAAGCGCAAUAUUUUUGAAGUUCCUCUUUUAUCUAUAGUACACGCGGAAGAUUUUAUAGUAAAAAUUACUCUAGAAUUUUGUGGCCAGAAAUAGUUUCGUCUCAUAUGUGCUACGGAAAUGUGCUAUGAAAAAAUGUGCUAUAUUUUCAGAAAACAAUUUACAUGAAAAGAAACUAUAAUAUUCUCUCCGUAUAUGAUUCUUGUUUCUAAUAGAAAUUUUCUCUAGUAACAAGACACUCUGCUUCAAGUAAACAUAUUCCUCUUGAUACAAAAGGGAAAAAGUCAGAAUAAUAUCUAGUAAAUUUUCGAUAACUCAUUUCAAUAGAAGAAGAAUAUUCUUUCGGUAAAAAUUUUCGUUUAGAAUAUGGAAUUACAGGAAAAAACACCUUACAGCUAAAGUUUUUUUUCUUUGAGUAUUAGAAUAUUUUCCUUUCGAUUUUAGAGGAGUUUUCUUCGGGUGAUAUGUAACAGAAUAUCUGCUAAGAAUAUAAGAUUAUAUUUCUGCUAAGAAUAUAAGAUUAUAUUUCUGCUAAGAAUAUAAGAUUAUAUUUUCUAGGUAUUACAAUGCAAAUCGUACGAUUCCGAGAUUCUUAUUCGUUUAUCUUUAGUUAAAUAUUUAUUAAUCCUGCAGUAAUGAAAACGGACGAUAUGCAAUGGGAAAAUCAAUUAUGACUCAAUUAUAACUUUUUUUUCCUGUUAUUUACAAGGCAAUUCGCUUCUUAAGAGCUUAUUAGAAAUUUUUAUUUUGAUAUACUUUAACUACCGUGUGAAAUUCUCUUUCUAACAUGUAAGAAGUAAUAAAAUAUAUACAAUUCUUAUGGAAUACCGCCGAAUCAGAAACAAUGAAUAUAUUGGUGGAAAUGAUUAUUUUUGGAGGCACAAUGUGUGUGUUUAAGACAAGCUAUAUUUUUAUUUAAAAAGUUUUAAUUACCAUAGGAGAAAGAGAUAUAAUGUUCCCGUCGGAUUUUAUUAAAAAUAUCCAUUACGAAUUGCGAACUGUACGCGGAAUAAUAAACGUAAGUAACAAGUUAACUUUACACGCGGAUCGAAAUAUUGCAUCGGGUGUACUCAGGAGGUAAAAUAAUUAAAUACUCCCUCUAAUUACGUAUGGAAUAAUACGAAAGUUGGCAUCGUGUUUUUACCGAGUCGCAGAUAGACGACUUUGUUGCGGAAUUAUACGUGAGUGCAGCGAGACGAGAUAAAAGCGUACGUAAUGAUUAACAUAAUUAUCGAUGCAAUGCAAGAUGUAGGAUGUUACAUAAAAGGCCAGUAUUGCGAUUACGAUUCACAUUCAUGCAGUUGAAUAUUAAAAAAUCUCGUCUCUCGCAACUCUUUUCUCCUUUACUCGAGGUAAAUGCAAAUUUCUCAUUCGCAACUUGUGUUUCGUUUUCCAAAAAAAGGGGGUAAAGGGCAAGAAAAUAAUGCCAAACCCGUUCCGCAAACUGUUUCCCCCGCGAGAUUCUCUUAUAAUUAAAAAAGUAUUCGCAUCUCACCGUCGACAACGCGUUUACGAGUCCCUUUGAAAUCGUCGAACGCAUUCCAAUCAGGAAUUCUUUUUAACCGGCAACGAAUCGGCUCGUUCAGUUAAAUCUCGUAAAGCGAGCCUCUCGAGUCGCGGCGCACAAUUAACAUUCGCCGAAAUAUUAAACGACCGUCGAAGAACAAAUGGAAAAGGGAACAAAGUAUCGGUCUGUUCUCGAUUCCAAGCGCACGCCCGCGCCACUCACGGAUCCGUUAAUCCAAUUGUCGCGUUUGCGACUCGCGCUCGCAUUUAUUGAGGGGCCAUGCUCGAUGCCCCCAUCGAUCCUCGCGAAAGUUCAGCGAAAACGGAUUACACGCGAAAUAAAGAUCCACGGGUCGUGUCGCCGCGAUAAAUUAGAGCUCGCUUAACUCUUUAAGCCAUAAUGGAACGUUAACAUCUCGCACGCAGAGAGAAUAUUAUAGCUUUCUCAUAUAUAAAUUCUUUUCAAUUUCGCUAUGUUUUUAUUGUUUCAAAAACAGACUGCCAGUAAGCUCUAUUUUGUUAAGGAACGAAAGUUUAGUGAAUUUCACUAAAAACAUAGCAAGUAUGUUAGUUCUGGAAAUAUAUUUUAGGUCUUGAAAUAUAAAGUAGCACAUAUGAAAUUGAAAAUGAAUUACUGUAGAAUGUCAAUCUAUUCUUCGAUUACAAAAUCCAUUAGCACGUUUUAUCAUAAAAUUAUUUCCGUGUAUCUAUCUUUUCUUCAUUUUUAGUGAUUUUAAUUAACUUAUCAGCAAACAUAAUCGACUAUAUUAUUACUAUACACUCACAUGAACGUAAAGGUCUAAAAAUAAGUAGAAAAUAAUUUGAACAUUUAAUUGUUAAAUUGUUAUAAGCGAAUAAAAAAAGUGAAAAAUGUACUUUUUCAAACAAAAAUCAUUUUAGGGCUAAUUAUUAGGAAUCGACGCAUCGAAAUAUUAACAGUUUAUUUAGGACAAUUAACAAUGUAUUUUACAUAUUUUUUCAAAAUUUCCAGAAAAGAAUUUUGUAUAAUAAGCUGAAAUAUUGAUAAUAUGUUUGCUACAAGAUUCCUGUCAAGAGAACGUAAAUAUCUUUUUUUCAUAUGAAGGAAAUGUCGUUAUUUCUGAUUAUGCUAAAAGCGAGAUUGCUAACUUUUACAAACUUAUGCUUGUUAUGUUGAACCCGCCAUUUCAAAUUUUAACUUUUUAACCUGAAAUUCGUAAUCAGUGAUCCUGAUAUUUCCGAUAUAUCAAAUUUGAAAAUAUUUCACCGAGAAAUGAAAUGGCUCCAAAAAGUUAAAAAGAAUAUUUUAUGUUAAAUAGCUGUCUUGUGAUUAAAUUGCCGUAAUUAGUGCGCGGCACAAUGGAUCGCCGUGAUUCGUCAUUUUUUAUUUGCGGUCGACCUUCUGUCAUCUUGAACAAAAUCGAUUUCGCACGUAAGUGGCACAGAACGUGUAAGGGAGAACUCACACCUUAGCGGAAAAGCAGAAAACGGAAAAGCAGAAGCCUGAACAGAAUUCGCGCUACUAAAAAAGUAGAAACUGUCCACCACUUCGCGAUCAUCAACGCGAAUUGGCUUCUGCUUUUCUGUUUUCUGUUUCUCUACCGAGGUGAAUGCCGCUUAAAAAUCGCCACGAAAAUUAUAUUUUUAUUCAUUCGAGUGGAGCGAGGGCGCGCGUCCCGUGGGAAAACUCGAUAAAUUAUCGCGGAUUUUAUUCCUGCGGGCUUUUCAACUGUCGAAUGUUAAUUCUUUAUACUAUCUUCGCUUAUAUCCGGCCGUCAUUGAGAGACACGAUAUUUCCAUUACGUAUAUAUUCUAAUUUUAUUUCCUAAUUUAUAAAUGUGGCCUCUCGUUGGUCUCCAUUUGCGUACAUUAUUUCAGAUUUUCAGAUUAUGUCUGUCAGUAUUGCAGUUGAUUUCACGAUAAACAAAACAGAAAAGAAGGAAGAAGAAGAGGGAAAAAAAGACGUAGAAAAAAAACAAAUCAAAAUCCGAUUCUUAGGCUAAGCAAAAAUAUAACUAAUUUCGCCCCAUUUCCCUUGCAUUCUAAUUUACCGUAAAGAAUAUAGACGUAAUUGACCUCCCAGUGGUUUAAGUACCUCGAUCAAGGAACUAUCUAUUGUAAGCAACAAAAUGACUCGCGCAGUCGGGAUCUUCUUGCGAUACGGGUAAUGUGCUUUUUUAGUCGAGAUAAAAUACGCGGUGACGUAUAUGUCAGGUUAAGACCUUUCCGCGUCGGCAAUGGAACGGAACAUUAUCCCCCGCGUAAUCUCGUAAUAAGAGAUAAUGUCAAGCACUGCAAGUAAUGUCCCCUUUUCGUGAAAGAGAUUCAUUAGCGGAACCGUAGGCAGAAGAAACAACAAGCUAGCCGUUAUUACGCCGGAAGAAAAAAAAGAGAAGUCAAUCACCGGAUAUUGUCCUGUGAAUUUCACGUUACGUGUUGUUUAGAGCGGAUAGCAAAGUCGUUCGUUGGUCCCUUCGCGAUGGGAAUCAAUAACAGCUGAUGUGAGAUGUGAUAAUCGUCGAAACGAUUCUCGUGUUUGCGAGAUGUGUCGUAAAUUACAAGUUUUUGGAGGAUCGUUUACGAAUUGCGAAUAUAUCACAUUUAUUCGAGAGAGAGAGAGAGAGAGAGAGAGAGAGAGGGGGAGGGGAAAAAGAAAAAGAAAUGUCUCGUACCCGAGAGAAAGGCGUCAAGUUGAAAGCCAAUUAUGGGGAUCAAUUGAUGGAUUCAUGUUUCAUGAAGCCUUUUUACGACGCCGAGGUAACAAAGCGCGCUCCUCAUUUUCAAAGACGUUGAUUUGCCGGUCUUUUGUCUCGCGUUUCUCGAAAGCGAUAGUGUACCGUGUAAAGUGCACGUAAACGCGAGAACGAAGGAAACGUGGGACAAAGGGAAAUAAAUAAGCGAUGGCUGCUGAUAUUGUGCUAAAAAAAAAAGAAAUAUACUCAGCAGACGAGAAAAGAAAGAGAGAGAGAGACCCCUCAAUGUAUAAAGCGCGAAGCGAAACUUGUUAAAUGUCAUAUCAAAUUAUUUCAAACGUUAUAAAUGUUUACUGAAAGAGAAAAUGUGUGGGCGGAUUUGUUUUA
Messenger RNA from Odontomachus brunneus, 8374 nucleotides. Its product is annotated as sex peptide receptor-like. Gene Ontology annotation, biological process: G protein-coupled receptor signaling pathway. Gene Ontology annotation, cellular component: membrane. The record is from RefSeq and is a predicted model, not a curated record. Gene Ontology annotation, molecular function: G protein-coupled receptor activity. Bases 1988 to 3238 code for a protein of 416 amino acids. NCBI's taxonomy places the organism in Eukaryota, Metazoa, Arthropoda, Insecta, Hymenoptera, Formicidae. The transcript has 3 exons.